ACAACACCCAUCACAACUGUGGAACUACCUGGCAGUCGCAGCACAGUGGAAAUCACCAGCUCACAAGUGCAAGAACCUGGACUUCUACCGGCCGAAGCCUAAAGUCCUGUGA
This is a messenger RNA of Echinostoma caproni, 112 nucleotides long. The record is from the annotation of a GenBank genome assembly. NCBI's taxonomy places the organism in Eukaryota, Metazoa, Platyhelminthes, Trematoda, Plagiorchiida, Echinostomatidae.